AUGGUUGGCUCAAUACCAAACGAUAUAUUCCAAUUCUCCACCUACGCAGCUCUCAACGCCGGAUUCAAUCAAGGCCAACCGCGAACCGCUGACCUUACUUCCCACGGCACAGAUGGCAUUGGUGUUUACGAAGAUGGCAGUCUCAUGAUUUUGAAAGACCGACAAGCGUACGCACUUACCAAGGAUGGUAAAGCAAAGUCAGCACCCAUGAAUGCACGCCUUCCUUUCGCAUUGGUCACAGUAUACCAGCCAACAUUUCGUCUGAAGAUCGGGUCGAUGUCGCUGGAAGCCCUUGAUGAGCUCGUUUCAUCAGAUGAUGUGGGUCCAGCGAAGGGCGUGAAUACUCUUAUGCCCUUUAAGAUCGCUGGUCGUUUUGAUUCGAUAGAAUUCGAAGAUGGGCCCAGCAGAAAUGCAAUCGACGGUACGGUGUUCGGCUUCGUGGUGCCAGCCUGGAUGAAGGCUAUCAGCGGCCCACGGAUCCAUGCACAUUUCCUGGACGCAAAUGAGGAAUUUGGAGGGAAAGUCGAAGAUUUCACCAUGGCAGAAGAAGCAGUGUUUAGUUUUGCGAAAUGUGGGAGAUUCCACUUGGGUUUUCCGCAGGGAGGAGAGUGGGAGGAAGUGAAGUUGUGA
Messenger RNA from Alternaria conjuncta, 630 nucleotides. RefSeq lists its product as uncharacterized. NCBI's taxonomy places the organism in Eukaryota, Fungi, Ascomycota, Dothideomycetes, Pleosporales, Pleosporaceae. The coding region runs from base 1 to 630 and encodes 209 amino acids. Gene Ontology annotation, molecular function: acetolactate decarboxylase activity. The record is from RefSeq and is a predicted model, not a curated record. The transcript has a single exon. Gene Ontology annotation, biological process: acetoin biosynthetic process.